This is a messenger RNA of Clonostachys solani, 1410 nucleotides long. Lineage: Eukaryota; Fungi; Ascomycota; Sordariomycetes; Hypocreales; Bionectriaceae. The record is from the annotation of a GenBank genome assembly.
AUGUCCGGCAAGCAAGAUCCCGAAACAAGGCUUUUCAUCAAUAACGAGGUAUUUGUGAACUCGAAAUCAACAGACCGCCUUCGGGUUGUCAACCCGAGGACUCUUGACAUCGUUACAUCCGAUGUUCAGGUCGCAUCUGCCGAAGACGUUGAUCUCGCUGUAGCAGCAGCGAGGCAUGCUUUCAAAGCAAGCCCUUGGUCCACGUUGGCUGGGAGUGGCCGGAGUAAGCUGCUCUGGAAGCUGGCAGAGCUGAUUGAGGCGCACAGCGAAGAACUGGCAAAUCUCGAGUCUUCCGCCAUGGGUAAUUCACCGGCAGUGACUCGAUCUAUGGAGAUCAACAACGCGGCCAGCGUAUUCAGAUGCGAGUUACCCUUCAGAUGGUCACUUGCCGGCGAAAGCUUUCCAUUAGAAGAUGGGUUCAUGCAAAUUGUCAAGCAUGAACCUAUUGGUGUCUGUGCAGCCAUUUGCGCCUGGAACGCAUCGCUCAUGUUCUUUGCCUGGAAAGCCGCCCCCGCUUUAGCAACCGGCAACACAAUCAUCUUCAAGUCGUCGGAGAAGUCCCCUCUGGGGUUUCUGGCUCUCGGCAAACUGAUCGUUGCUGCUGGAUUCCCGCCUGGAGUCGUGCAAUUUUUGAGCGGCGCUGGCGAGACGGGGAAGACGUUAGCCUGGCAUCCGGAUAUUGACAAGAUAACCUUCACGGGAUCCGGUAACGUUGGAAGAAAGAUAAUGGAGGCUUCCUCCAAGAGCAAUUUAAAGAGAGUCACGCUUGAGCUUGGGGGGAAGUCCCCGGCAAUCGUCUUCCCGGAUGCUGACUUUGACAACGCUCUUCGAUGUCGGCUAUACCUCCACAAAGACAUUGCUCCUCGGUUCAUUGAAGCUUUGAAGAACAUAUAUCUCACCGCAGCUGAGAGCAUGGGGCCUGACGACGGACCUAUGGGGAUACCCCCCGUAGCUGACGAGCAUCAAUGCCGGAGCAUUCUAGAUUUUAUCGAGUCUGGCAAGAAGGAUGCUGAUUUGAUCGUUGGCGGGACCCAGAAGGACUUGAAGGGUUAUUGGAUCACGCCUACUGUUUUUCUAGAACCAUCCGAUGAUGCAUCUGUAUACAGGGAAGAGAUCUUCGGACCUGUGCUUUGUGUGAAGGUGUUCGAAGACGAGGACCAAGUCGUCGAGUGGGCUAACGAUACAGAAUAUGGACUGGCAGCGGCUGUCUACACCCAGGACAUCGACCGCGCCCUGCGGGUUGCAGACCGGGUCAAAGCUGGCAGCGUCGCCAUCAAUAGUGGCCCUUUGCCCAACCCCAAGGUGCCCUUUGGAGGCAUUAAGCAAAGCGGCUUUGGCAGAGAGUUGGGGAAAUACGCGCUGAGCGAAUAUACCGAGACCAAAUCCAUUUCGAUUAAGUUGGUUAGAUAG